Messenger RNA from Scedosporium apiospermum, 399 nucleotides. RefSeq lists its product as uncharacterized. Gene Ontology annotation, biological process: chaperone-mediated protein complex assembly; protein folding. Gene Ontology annotation, molecular function: protein-folding chaperone binding. Gene Ontology annotation, cellular component: cytoplasm; prefoldin complex. The coding region runs from base 1 to 399 and encodes 132 amino acids. Lineage: Eukaryota; Fungi; Ascomycota; Sordariomycetes; Microascales; Microascaceae. The transcript has 4 exons. The record is from RefSeq and is a predicted model, not a curated record.
AUGGAUGAAUUACAAGCGCAUCUCCAGCAGCUGUCAGACGAAUACACCAAGCUUCAGCAAGAUCUCGACGCGGCGGUUCAGUCCAGGCAAAAGCUCGAGAGCCAAAGGCAGGAGAAUGAAUCGGUUAAGAAGGAGUUUGAUAGGCUGAAGGAAGGCGAGACUAUUUACAAGCUCGUUGGUCCUGUGUUACUGAAGCAGGAGAAGUUUGAGGCUGAGGGCACGGUGAAGGGACGGUUGGAGUUUAUUGGAAAGGAAAUUGACCGGGUGGAAGACAACAUCAAGGAUAUCCAGAAGAAGAUCGAGUCUAAGAGGGCAGAACUGAUUCAAGUCCAGGCGGCAGCGCAACAAGCGGCGCAGGGUGGUGCCCCCGGUGGAAAGGGCAAAGAGGUAGCGACAUAG